Messenger RNA from Podarcis lilfordi (Lilford's wall lizard), 10740 nucleotides. NCBI's taxonomy places the organism in Eukaryota, Metazoa, Chordata, Lepidosauria, Squamata, Lacertidae. The record is from the annotation of a GenBank genome assembly.
GGGGUGGGGAGCCCCGGGUCCCCCCGCUGCCCCUCCGGGAGCCAGGGGGUCUGGGUCUGAGCGGCUGCCGCCCCGCAGAUGGAGCGCGUGGUGCUGGGUAUGCAGGACCCCGACAUGGGCAUCAAGCUGCGCAGUCAACGCCUCCUGCUCACGGUCAUCCCGCACGCCAUGACCGGUGAGUGAGUCUCCCCCGAGGGGGCGCCCCACAGCGCGCCCCGCCGCCCCUCCGGCCCCUCUUCGCCUUCCCGGCAGCGGCGCCUCCCGCGGGGAUCUCGGCGGCUGCGCAAAGCUGCCUCGGGAUGGAUGGAUGGGCAGGGAGGGCCGGUCGGAGCCCCGCCGGGGCGCCCCAGCAAUGACGGGGCCGGUGGGGGCGGGCGGCGCCGGGCUCCCCGCUGACCUGGGGGCUCCCUCUCCCCGCAGGAUACGACAUCGUGGAGUGGCUCCUGCAGAAAUACGGCCUCUCGGAAGAGGGUGAGUCGCCGCUGCGCAAAGCCUCUGCCUGGCCCCGCGGAGCUGCUCGAGGGCGCGGCUGCGGGCGGGCUGAUGUGCCGGGGGGCGGGCAGGGGGCGGCCGGGCGGGGGGCUGCUCACGACCCUCGUCCUUCCCGCAGAGUCCCUGCACCUGGGCAAGCUGAUCGUGAAGCACGGCUACAUCUACCCGCUGAAGGAGCCGCGCAGCCUCGCCCUGCGCGUCGACGAGACGCCCUACCGCUUCCAGGUGGGUCGGCCAGCAUCUCUGGGGAGGGAGGAGAAGGAGGAGGCGGUCCUUCUCUCAGGCUCCGCGAAGCCUGGGGGGCGCAGAGUCGCCGUCUGCAUCGGGCAGCCCCCUGCCAGGAGGGCCCUGGGGGUGGAGCAGCGCCGCCUCUGCAGGCCAAAGGGGCUUGGCUGCCUCUUGCCCCGCUCCCCCCAGUCAGGCAGGGCCGGGUUAAGAUCUCUAGAGGCCCUAAGCGCUUGGAAAUUUGGGUGCCCCCAUAGAUAUCUAAUUCAAAAUAUAAACUAUAAUAAACUGCAGAAUAGAUCUUUGUUUUUCGAAAUGAAACAAAACCUACAGUCAGAUAGAGAAUAAUAUUUAUUUUUACAUACUUUAUUUACAUUUUUUUUGGGGGGGGGAGGGAAUCCCAUACUUUUUCUAACUGCAAAGUCCAUGGUAAAUCCGGCAGUGGGAGAUGUCUGUGGUGCCCUCUUUCGUUUAUGCCCUUGGCAGGUGCUGCUUUCCGUCCAUAGUUAAUCCGGCUUCUCUCUCUGCGCUCCACAGACCCCCUAUUUCUGGAUGAGCACCAAGUGGCCAGUGACCGACCUGGAUUAUGGUGAGAGCCACUUCUCUGCCCCCCAAGAGCCAAGGGAGUCCCAGGAGACCUCUGGGCAGCUUGACCCCAGGCAGUGGGGGAACCCCCAACCAGGUUCCCUGGCCAGUGACAGACCCUCCCUUUUCCAGCCAUCUACCUGGCCAAGAAGAACAUCCGUAAGCAGGGGGAGCUCAUUGAGCAUGAGAAGGUAAGGGGAGGGGGCAUGGUGGGUGGGGGCAGGGGGGAGGGGGGAGUGCAGCCCCCUCUUCAUGCUUCCUGGCUCCCCUCUUCUGGAAUGACGGUAUCCCUUGCAGGAAGAUUACAACCAGCUGCACAAAAGGAUCAACCACACCUGGGACUUUGUCGUUAUGCAGGCCAGAGAGCAGCUCCGGUGAGUUUGUGGGGGGCAGGAGGAGGUGGCAGCCAUGUGGGGUGUGGGGCUGGGAAGCCAGAGGCCCUGAAGCGCUGUCCCUCCUUCCUCUUGACCCCCAGGGCAGCCAAGCAGCGGCGGAAAGGCGACCGGAUCGUCAUCGAGUGCCAGGAACAGGCCUACUGGCUCGUCAACAGGCCCCCGGUGAGGCGCGGAAGGGGAGGCACCUAGCCUGGGAGAGGCUGCUGCCCUUGCAGGAGGCUGCCAGCCCCACUGUUCUCCUAACUUGCAGGGGCACAUGGGGGCAGGGGCUGUGUGCUGCUGUCAGCCAGCCACGCCCACCAGCCCCAGCUUCAUGGCUGAGCCAGGAUUUGAACUCGCAUCCCUCCACUACCAGUCCAGCUCUCAGAAGGACACCAGAAGAGGCCUGUAGCCGGACUGCACCAAAGGCCCUUCUAGGCCUGGCAGAUGCCUCCUAAGAAGGCCACAAGCGCAGAGCCGUCUCUCCCAUAGGGCUUAGUGGUGCAUCGCGCCAGGGUGGCACCAGGCUCUCAGGGGCACCCCAGCAAGUGGGGGAGCUGCGUGGCUUUGCUGGCGGCCUCCCCUUCCCCUGCAUGCCCGCCAGCUGCGCCCUGCCAACCAUAUGCCCGGCGGGCGUGCAGCUUGCCUCCCAAGCCUCUGCAGGGAUUGCUCUCCUGCAGCGGCAUGGGGGAGAGUUCUGCCCCCCAAUGGCUGGCAGUGCGCAGCUACGGCCACCCCAACACUAUCCAUGGUAAUUUGGGGGCGCUGGGCAGAUAUUUGCACCCUGGUGCCGCAUCUGCUAAAGACCGCCCUGCACAAGUGGGGCAUGAGCUGAACAGCGUGACCCCUAGCAACUGGUGUUUAGGGGCAGACUGCCCAUGAACAGGGAGGCUUUGUAUGGCUUUUUGGGAUGCAGGUGGCACAGUGGUCUAAACCACUGAGCCUCUUGGGCUUGCUGGUUGGCAGUUCGAAUCCCCAUGACCGGGUGAGUUCCCAUUGCUCUGUCCCAGCUCCUGCCCACCUAGCAGUUUAAAAACACACCAGUGCAAGUAGAUAAAUAGGUACCAUUGCGGCGGGAAGGUAAAUGGUGUUUCCGUGCGCUCUGGAUUCCGUCACGGUGUCCCAUUGCGCCAGAAGCGGUUUAGUCCUGGUGGCCACAUGACCCGGAAAGCUGUCUGUGGACAAACGCUGGCUGCCUCAGCCUGAAAGUGAGAUGAGCCCUGCACCCCAGAGUCGCCUUUGACGGGACCUAACCAUCCAGGGGUCCUUGACCUAUAUGGCUGUUACUGCUAAUAGGUAUCACACGAGCUUCUUGGCUCCCUUUCCCAGCCAUCUCAGCUGCUGCCCCCCACUGCCCUGUUCUUCCAGCCAGAGUGGCAUUGCAGAGGGGAUGGCGUGGGCAUCUCCUGGGCAGUGAGCUCCUCCUCCUGCGCUGGCCUCCCUUGCCCACGGGCAGCUGGGUCCAGAGCAGAGGAGGCCCCUGAGGCCCCUCCUUGACCCCUCUCGCCCCGGGAGGCAGGCCAAGGGUUUAUCCUGCACCCCAGGGUGCCUCCAGGUUGGCGGCAGAGCGGGAACUUGGAGCCCCGCUUGCCUGGGCGCAGGGUGGGCAUCCCGCUCUGGGAGGGAAGGGUAAAAUCCAGCCUCUCUUGCUUGCAGCCUGGCAGCCUGAACGUGAUGGAGGAAGGGCCGGAGAGGAGGAACUGCCAGAGCACCCGAGUCCAGCUGGUGAGUGCAGGAGGGGGGUGGUGGCAGAUCUGGGGGGCAGUGGGGAGAGAUGGCCACACUGCUGGGCCACCCUUGCCCUGGGCUCUGUGCCCCAGACCUCCCUGGGCAGCUGCUGCAGCUGCAUCAGAGCCUCUGGCAUGGCCUGCUGGCUCCCAGCGAUGCCCCCAGCACCUGCCUCUUGUUCACCCAUGCUGGGGGGCACCCUCUGUGCCAGCCUUACCACCUGCUUUCUCCUGGUGGUAGAGCGAUGCCUGCCUCUGGCUUCCUUGCAAAGGGCUCUCUCUGUUCCCUGCUCCUCCAUUGCAGUGGGUGAGUUGGCCGGCCCAGGGUGGGGCUGGCAACCCCCACCUGCGCCUGGCCCCACUGUGGGUUCCCCUUUGGUGAGGACAUGCCUCUGUGUUGACUUUCCUCUUUCUGGAAGGUGCCUGUCGCCCUGGCUCCUUUUGCCCCCUCGGCAGCCCCCCCCCCGGGCGUUGCAGAUUAGAAUAUUAAUAUAAUUAUUCAUACUUCACCUUUUCCCCUAAUGGGACUCAAGGCGGUUCACAGAUAUGAAUAAGAACUGCUAUAAACCUGGCCGGGGGGCAGGGGGUGGGCAGGAAUUGUUAAAAAACAAUUAAACAUUGAUAGAAGUAAAACAGUAUACUGUACGGCUCGAAUAUAAGUCACACCUGAAUAUAAGUCACACCUUUAAAAUUCAAGGGGAAAAAAGAAAAAUGCCGCUCCCUUAAAAUUCCACAGGCGCUCAAACCCGUUCCCUUUUACCGUUUGUCUGUCUCAGCAGCGAUCUCACAAAAAAAGCCAGUUUUUGUAUGGCCAUGAAUUUAAGCCGCACUGUUAACUUUUCGUGGUUGGAAUUUGGAAAAAAAAAGUGCAGAAUGUAAAUGAAAUUGAUGGUAACUGCAGCCAGAAAGGUUAUAGUGAGUAAUUGGAAAAAUGCACAAGAGUUAGGGGUGAACCAAUGGAGGAAAAAACUGAAUAAUAUCGUAAUUUUAGAAUAUCUAACGGUGAAGAUACACAGAAUGAAAGGGUUUAAGGUCAGUGUGAAAGAGGAGGAUUGGUUUGAGAAGAUUAUUUGGGUAGGUUUGAACAAUUUGGGGCAAUUAAAAUGUUAAAUGUUAAAUGUUGUUGUUAGCCGCCCUGAGCCCAGCUUCGGCUGGGGAGGGCAGGAUAUAAAUAAAAUUUAUUAUUAUUUAUUAUUAUUAAAAGUUAGAUAAACCUUGUGGAUGGAGGAGUGUUAACGUAUAUAAAAUUGUACAUAUCGUUGAUUUGAAUAUGUUAUUAUUGAUUAUGUAUACCCAAUGUACCAACCGCCUGGGGGGUUUCACUGUUUGUGUUUUGGUUGUUGGUAAAAAAUAAAAAAAUUAAACUAUAUAUAUAUAUAUAUAUAUAUAUAUAUAUAUAUAUGGGCCGAUAUGGUACAUAUAAUAAAUUCUAUGGAAACCCUGCAAAUAAUGGCAAUAGCAGCAGCCAGCACCAGCCUCUUCCUCAAAAGCAGACAGUUCCCCCAAACCUGAGGGAGCAAGGAGGACAGUGAGGAGGGAGCCAGCUGGGCUUCCCUAGGCAGAGAGUUCCAAAGUUGCCUGGGAGGAGCCACCACCGAGAAGGCCCUCCUUGCAUCCCCACCAAGAAGGGCUGCAAAGGGGGGGAACGAUGACGACUGAGGGAAGGGCCUCCCCCUUUGUGUACGGACUGCUCCCCUCGUACGUGUGAUGGGAGGGGGGGGUCAGGGCUGCGUCCGUCUCUCUGUCUCACAUUGCUCUGUCUGCCUGUGCUCCCCCUCCCUCCUGACCACUGGGGUCUGUUUUCUUCUCUUCUGUCUGCCGCUUUGUCCGUCUGUCCGUCCACGUAAGUCACUAACACGGCCAUGUAACUAACCCGCUGUUUGCCGCUGGGAUGGGGGGGGCGGCUCGGCUUGCUGGUGGGUGGGAAGGGUCCCUUAGCCCCAUGCUUCCUUUUGAGUGGGUGGGAGGAGGGGGGCCCCCCAUCGGGAGAGGUCUGAGCCUGGUGCUUUGCCCUCUUGCUUCAACUCUGGGCAUCUCUGGUUAAAGGGAGUUUGGGGGCAGGGGAGGGAAAAGCCAGUGGGGGGGGGGGGAAGCAGCAACCCAGGAGUCUGACCCUCUCUGAGAAGAUGAGGGGGGCAGCGAGGCAAAGGCGGCCCCUGAGAUUUGCUCACCUCUUUCUCUUCCCUUUCCAGGAAAAGAACACGGAUUAUUACAAACGGGAGGUGAGUUUAUUUUUUUUGGGGGGAGGGGGCUGAAGGGAUACAGCAAUCACAGAAUUGUAGAGUUGGAAGGGACCCCCAGGGUCUUCUUGUCUCACCCCCUGCAAUGCAGGAAUCUCAGCUAAAGCAUCCCUGACAGACAGCCAUUCAACCUCUGCUUAAAAUCUCCAAGGAAGGAGAGUCUAACACCUUCAGAAUCCCCUUAUAACUUGAAGCCAUUCUUUGGGGUCCUACCCUCCAGAGCAGGAGACAAGAAGCUGGCUCCGUCUUCCAGAGGACAGUAGUAGUAGUAAUAGUAGUAGUAGUAGUAGUAGUAGUAGUAGUAGUAGUAGUAGUAAUAAUAAUAAUAAUAAUAAUAAUAAUAAUAAAUAAAUUUAUUCUUUAACCCCACCCAUCUGGCUGGGUUUCCACAGCCACUUUGGGCGGCUCCCAACAGAAUAUUCAAAAUAGAAUCAAACAUUAAAAUCUUCCCUAAACAGGGCUGCCUUCAGAUGUCUUCUGAAAGUCAGAUAGUUGUUUAUUUCCUUGCCAUCUGAUGGGAGGGCGUUCCACAGGGCGGGUGCCACCACUGAGAAGGCCCUCUGCCUGGUUCCCUGUAACCUCACUUCUCGCAGGGAGGGAACCGCCAGAAGGCCCUCGGAUCUGGACCUCAGGCUGAACGAUGGGGGUGGAGAUGCCAUGUUCCAGACUCGGUCUGGGGAACAUGGGAGGGUUUUGUUUCCUUCCUAGUUUGCCCAGUCGGGCCUGCGGCUCCUUCUGGGGGUCGGGGGGAGACCCUCCUUACCUCUUGAAGGGUUAAUGUGGGAGGCAGGUGGGCCAAGCUCUUGGUGGGCCAAGAGCAACGCAGGUCAAGAUCAGGAGGUGCCCUUGAGGCUGCUGCUGAGAUGUCUUGAGCCAGUUGGAGUGGGUGGGUGGGAGUGGGUUGCAGGCAGCUCCUUGACCCCCCCCCGUUCUCUUGGACGCAGAUCCGCUACUGCCGCGCCGCCAUGGGCAGGACAAGGGUCAAGUCUUCUGUCUGCCUGGAAGGGUGAGUGGCAGCGCCAGGGCUGCCAGCUGGCCAGGGGCUUCCAGGGGCUUCCAGGGGCAGGUGGGGCUCACCUGGGGCUCUGCAGGUGGAACAACAACGGGCCCAGGUGGUGGCACCCACAGGUCACUUUCCCCCAGGAGGACGAGGAACCAGGAAGGAGCAAUCUUUGGGUUCCUUCAGCGAACCAGCCACAAAUCCACCUCACAGUUGCCUCGUCCUGCCCACAUCUUGCCAGUUGCGGUUCCAGUCCUUGCUGCACCUGGCAGCAAAGAAGGCCCCCACCGACUCCCCACCCCCCACCUCCUGCUGCCUCCGCAGGUACCUCAAGUUCAACGAGCAAUACGUGCCGCACGAUCCCAUCAUGUCCGGCUGCCUCCCCAGUAAUCCCUGGAUCACAGAUGACACCACCUACUGGGCCAUGAACGCCCCCACGUAAGUGCAUCGCCCCAAUUGGUGGAGGUGCCCCAGAUGCCUGCCCGGCCCCCUCACUGCCAGCGUCUGUGCUAGCCCCCCCUUGCCUGCCUUCCCUCCACCUCUCUCUUUGGGGAAAGGCCCCUUGGCUUUCAGGGGUCCCUCUGGGCUUGCAUUACACCCUGACCCCCACCCCGCUUGCCUGCAGGGUGACAGCCCCCACCAAGCUGCGAGUGGAGCGCUGGAGCUUUGGCUUCAGUGAGCUGAUCGGGGACAGCCUGGGCCGGGUGCAGCUCCUGGAGUUCCUCAAGAAGGAGUUCAGUGGUAGGUCCAGCUUUAAUAAUAAUAAUAAUAACAAUAGAUUUAUUUAUACCCCUCCCAUCUGGAUGGGUUUUCCCAGCCCCUCUGGGAGGCUUCCAACAAAAUAUUAAAAAUACAAUAAAACAUCAGACAUUAAAAACUUCUCUAAACAGGACUGCCUUCAGAUGUCUUCUAAAAGUCAGAUAGUUGUUUAUUUCUUUGACAUCUGAUGGGCAGCGCCACCACCAAGAAGGCCCUCUGCCCAGUUCCCUGUAACUUGGCUUCUUGCAGCGAGGGAACUGCCAGAAAGCCCUCUGCACUGGACCUCAGUAUCCGGGCAGAACAAUGGGGGUGGAGAUGCUCCUUCAGGUAUAUAGGGCCGAGGCCAUUUAGGGCUUUCAAGGUCAACACCAACACAUUGAUUUCUGCUCGGAAAUGUAUUUUUGCUUCUGGGGAGCGCAAGAGCAAGUUGCCCCCCAUCGUCCUUUCCCCCGGGGCCCUCCAUGCUGCCGCCUUUUCAGCUUCUUCUAACUCUCUCCUCUUCCUCUCCUGCUUCUCCAGCCGAGAACCUGAGCUUCUGGGAGGCCUGCGAAGAGCUGCGCUACGGAGAGCAGGCCCGGAUUGAGGAGAUUGUGGACUCCAUCUACCAGUAAGCGCCUUGCUCUCCUCCCCUCGCUGGCUCCCACAGGCCUGGCCUGCAUGGCCGGCCCAAGGCGUUUUGCUGCCCGAAGCCGAGGGCGAGAAGCAGCCUCCUCCCCGUCCCGUUCCAUCCGUGAAAUCUCUGCGGACCCUCGGAUCUUGUUUCUGCCUUCUCUGCUGCACCCCAAAAGGCAGCGGCUGAGUUUAGCAGGUGCAGGACGGGUUGCAAAGCACUCACCCACCCAGAGCUCCCUGCGCUUGCUGGUCUUCAAUCUUGGCCGCCCGAGGUAUCUGCCUCAUGGUAGGGCCCAGUGGCGUAGCGUGGCGGGUGCAGGGGGGGCCGGCCGCACCGGGCGCAACAUCGGGGGGGGCACUCGCACUCGCAGCUCUCUGCCCCUACCUGGCUCACUCACUCUCUCUCACUGCAGUGCUGGCUGUGCGAAUCCGAUCCGAGUCGCCAGGUCGCCGCCCACUGUGGAGGUGCCAGGCGAGUGCUAAAAUCCACGGGUUAGGGGGCGCAAAUUACUUGCCUUGCCCCGGGUGCUGACAACCCACGCUACGCCACUGGUAGGGCCGGCCCUGGGUGGCCUCUCACCUCUAGGGGGCUCCAAUGGGGCUGUUUGGCACGUCCCCAGAGCCUUCGCCUCUCCCUUCCUCCCAGCCCCAGAGGAACCUGGACCUCCAAGCCAGGCUGGGUUUCCCGGACCCCACACAGGCGUGCCCACCUGUAGUGUUCCCAAAGCAAGGAAGGAUUGGACUCUGAUUAAUAAAAUACACACGAGGCUUGACCAGCCAGACUCUGGGAGGGGUGCCAAUAAUAAUAAACCUCUCCACCCCUCAGUCCAGGUCGUUUUAUGCACAAAAGAACUUUUUAUGCAGUGUUCAUAAGAACCAAUCAGAUUUCCUCUGAGCAUUUCAAAACCCUCACGUGGGGACAAAGUUAAACCUACAAAGAAAUUAUUUCCUACUUGAGCAUGCAUAGUAGUCCAGAGUAAAGAAAAUAGGAAUAAAAGGAGGAAUGCAUUCAGCAAAACCCUGGUGGUAAUAAACAGGAGAGGCAGGAUUUACCAUCUCCUUGUGAACUCUCUUCCUGGCCCGUAAGAUAUAUCUAAAGAUUAACAAACUACAUCAAAGUAACCUAUUAACUUUAUGUACUGAGGAUGCCUGAUGAAGCAACCGGCCUGUGUGUUUAGAAUGCUUAUACUUAGAAUGUCAGGUGUAGAGAAAGCAAAUGGCAGAGAUGGGAGAGGCUUGUGGGAUUCGAUCAGAAACUAUUGUCAAUGAAUCAAACCCAGUCAAUGCAAUGCUUUUGUCGCGGACACAAUGGCUUGCUUCAUUUUUCAUGAUUCCUCAUAGCAAUCCCACCUGACCCCCCACACUCUGGAUAUUUGCACCCCUACACCCCCCCAUGCCAGGAGCUCUCUGCCCCCCGCCCAUGCCAAGGCAGCUCUUGCUCCCUCCAGGCAAUUCCUGGCCCCCGGGGCCACCCGCUGGGUGAACAUCGACAGCAAGACGAUGGAGAGGACUCUGGAAGGCAUUAAGACCCCCCACCGCUACGUCAUGGAUGACGCCCAAAUGCACAUCUACAUGCUGAUGAAGAAGGUGCGGAGCAGUCCUGGGGGUGGGUGCUCAGGGCUGGGGCUGCCUUGGCCAUCGUCGCCCCCCCAGUCACCCCACAGCUCUCCCCCUUCCCUGCUAGGACUCCUACCCUCGCUUCCUGAAGUCCGAUCUCUACAAGAACCUGCUGGCGGAGGCUGUCAUCCCACCGGAGACGAAGAAGCGGUGAGCGGAUGGGGAGGGGGCCCGCAAGUGCCCCCCACUUCAGGGAGGGUGGUGGCAUGGGGUUGUGGGGAGAUUGCCUCUCUGCAGUGUCAGACGGGACCCUUCCUCUCCCCCUGCAGGGUCUUUCCUUUCAUGCGGAAGCAGCGCCACUCCAGCCCCAGUCCUGCCCUGCCGCCCCCCCAGGGGGACCACGAGGCAAAGGCCGAAGACAAGAGCAAAGCGGGGCCGCCCGCCCCAGUGGAGGAGGGGGGUGAAGAGGAUGGCGGCACCUAGGACCCCCCCCCCCAAUUCCCCUUGCCAUCCACACACAGGUAGAAGGGUCUGCCUUUGCCCGCCCCCUAGACAAGCACUGCUGACUCGCCUGGACGUCCCUCGACUGAGGCUCAUAACUGACCUUCCUGUAUCCCCCCCCCCCCACUGGAACGAAGCCAUAUGAUGCAGGAGCCCAGCACAGACGCAUCACCUCCUCUGCCUUAUCUGCUUCUUGGAGCACUGCCCCCCCCCCGACACUGUCUUGCCUCAGGAAUUGCCCCCCUGCCUGCCUAGAGCGCCCACCUGCUCCCAGCCCCCCUCCUUCAGCUGAGCAGCGUUCCUUGCCCCCCUCCCUCCCAUGCACAACUGACUCAGGCUGUCCCUAAAACCCCAGAGGGGGAAGGCCUUGUGCGUGUGCCCCCCCCAGGGGUCCUCCGGUGGUUUGUGAGGGACGCCACGCCUGGCCAGGCCUCCAGAUGGGUCCCAGAGCAGGGUGGGGGUGUCCUUUGCUCCUACAGCUGCCCGAGGGGAGGGGGCAGCGCAAGGCCAGAAGGGCCGGGCUUUCUUCUGCUCUGCGGCCCCCCCGCACCCACUCGGCCCUCCAGAUGUCUUCCAGCACCUGUCCGGUGUGUGAAGGAGGUUGCAGCUGCUGCAAGAUGUGUUCUGCAAAGAUGGAAUCCAAUAAAAACCCGUAGGAACAGCAGAGA